Molecule: messenger RNA, 293 nt
Organism: Amoebophrya sp. A120
Lineage: Eukaryota; Dinophyceae; Syndiniales; Amoebophryaceae
Source: the annotation of a GenBank genome assembly
GGCACUAUGUGGCUCAGAAGGUGCUGGAAGUGGAGGACUUUUAGAAACGGAGAAUUGUGAAAAAGGAGAAUAAAAUCAUGCUGACCAUUUUCAAAAAUCUUCUAGCAGGAAAUAAUCAUACGUCGGAGUACUACGUCGAACUACCCGGCAGAAUCGCGCUCUCGACACUCGUAGAACCAACUCGUCAAAGAUGGCAGUACAGAACAUAAUCCAAAUGCAUCUUUUCCACCUCGAAUGCGCACAAUGAGCCUCGACGGGCUGUCGGAGAAUCUUGUCGAUGAAAAAAGACCGUC